Messenger RNA from Parasteatoda tepidariorum (common house spider), 1691 nucleotides. RefSeq lists its product as uncharacterized. The record is from RefSeq and is a predicted model, not a curated record. NCBI's taxonomy places the organism in Eukaryota, Metazoa, Arthropoda, Arachnida, Araneae, Theridiidae.
UAAAACUAAUUCAUGUCUUUAUUUUAACAUUAAUAAGAAAAAAAUUUGCAAAAUUUUUUAUCAAAAUGUGCGCUUGUGAAUCUAGCGACAUCUCAAUUGCAAUAGUGUCUAUUUUAGCUAUAUUUUUCGAUAUCCUUGCGAGAAAGUUGUUUAAGAAGGUUGUGGAUUUCUUGCGAUAUAAGGAAUUAUUAAAUGAACCUGAGCCCCCCUUAGCUGGGAAUCUUCUUCGAGAAGUUACAGCAUUAAAAAGAAUCACUAUUCAGAUAUCGGAUGAAAAAGAAAUCCUCAAAUCCGUCUAUUAUAAGAUAGUCAACGAUGAUGAGUCAUCACUGAUGAGCUUUCAGAAAAUGCAUAAAAGUUUUGAAGAUCUUCACAAUCGGAUUAAACGUCGGUUUGUAGCGAUUGGCAAUGAAAAUAGAGCCAGGUAUCACCAAGUACAAGAAAUGGCAUUAAAUCUAAGGAAUGAAGUAUUGGCGCUAAAACUUCAGGUGGAACAGACUGAUAACCUUUUGAAGUCGCAAAAAUUGGCUCAUUUGGAAGACGAACCAUCCGAAAUUUGCAGAGAUUUUGCUGAAGUUUCUUCUCAAACUGAAGAGAGCAGUGAAAUUAUACCUAUUAAUGUUUCAGACUGUGGAGUUUCCGAAGUAGAAUGGAUGCCAUUGAAGCAGGGCGUGUUCGUUGCUAUCAUUGAAACCGAGAAACUAAAGAAGGAUGUCAUUCUCCGAAUGUUCAAUAAUUUUAGAAAAGAAUACGAACGCACUAAAGCUCUUAUAAUAACUUGCUGGGAUGGGAUAAAUGAAGAAAUCACAAGCUGCAACUCUCUUCUUGAAAAGGUGCACCACGUCAAGCAGACUAUUUUGGGUAUACAUAUAGUCCUACAUCAGCAAUUUGUGGAUGCGCAAACAAUCAGAGAAACAUUGAGAUUCUACGAUUACAAAUUUAAGAAGUCUAUACGGGGAAAUGUCGUUCGCAGGAAUAAAAAUAACGUUUGCCGUCAGGUUGCUUUGGACAGUUUGCAUAAUGCUCAUGCUGCUUUAAAUGUCGGAUCACUGGCAUUUAAAGAUAACUCAAAGGAUGUUGCCCAAAAAUUGGAUUGCUUAAGCAAGAUGGUGACGCAGUUUGGGUUUACCGCAAAGCUUUUGAAAAACGACGCUGAGCACUGCAUGUGCUCGAUGGAGAAAAAUGUCAGCAAUCUGAUUACGAACACAUCUAACCUGUCUGCUAAAAUCGAUGGGGAAUAUUGCCAGGAGAUAAGUAGACUGUCUGAAAAAUUGCUCGCUCCUGGAGAGAAGCUGUACGUUUUUCAUAAAACUUUGGAAGAAUUGCGUGCUUUGGCCGAUGAUUUGAAGUUUCCUUCCAGGCACAGUUCUUCGAACAAGUGGACAGGCAAUUUGGAAUCAAAGCAACGCGCCGCAGCAUUGAUUUCAGGUAUAAAAACUAAAACUGAAGAGUCAAAAAGUAACAAUGGUAAUUUUCGUAAAAUAAUAAAUAUAAGCGCGUAUACAAGCUUUGAAGAGGCAUUGAACCAAAUCCUGACUUACAAUGAGCUCGACAGAAAUUCAAAGGUUGGUAAAGCACGGAAAGGCUUAGAUAUCGCACUGCGAGAUAUUAGCAACGAUUACCAGACGGAAAGUUGUAACGCAUUGGCAACUGCGCGAGAAAAACGAAUUGAUAAAUUAUUUGUUGAAUAA